Messenger RNA from Pollicipes pollicipes, 6123 nucleotides. RefSeq names its product ATP-binding cassette sub-family C member Sur. Gene Ontology annotation, biological process: transmembrane transport. Gene Ontology annotation, molecular function: ABC-type transporter activity; ATP binding; ATP hydrolysis activity. Gene Ontology annotation, cellular component: membrane. The coding region runs from base 145 to 5856 and encodes 1903 amino acids. NCBI's taxonomy places the organism in Eukaryota, Metazoa, Arthropoda, Thecostraca, Pollicipedomorpha, Pollicipedidae. The record is from RefSeq and is a predicted model, not a curated record. The transcript is spliced from 27 exons.
UGGUACGCGUCCGUGGUGCACGUGCACGUGCUGGCGGCGCCGGCAGCCGCGCUGCUGGCGGCGGGCAGCGUCAUCUGGCUGGCGACCGUCAGCGAGCGGGACGCUGCGCCGGUGCGACUCCUGCUCAACGUGGCGUAUCUGGCCAUGGCGGUCACACUGUGCGUGCUGAAGGUCCGCUUCUACAGCGGCGUGGCCGGGCUGGGCGCCGACCACAUGCGGCUGGACCUGGCCUGGGCGCUGCUCGUCGCCUACGGACUCAUGCUGGGCGUGGAGGUGCAUUUUGCCAUCUCGGAGCGCUAUGUAUGCGGUACAUCACGGCUGUACUCUCUCACACCCGAAAAAGAAAACGUGGACAACGUUGUCUACAAGCACCCACACGCAAGCGCCCUUCAAAAAGUCACGUUCUCGUGGAUUUUCAACCUCCUGCUAGUUGGUUUUCAAACUCCGAUCGAGUUUACAGAUCUCGGCAGCCUGCCCUCUGGUGAGGACACCUUGCCGCACUACGAAAAGCUGAGCAAAUCCUUGAAACGAGAAAAGGCACAAGCAGCGGGCGCCGGCCGCGAGGUGCGGCUCUGGCGUGUGAUGUGGCGCACACACCGGCGCCGCCUGCUGCUGGGCGGCCUGCUCAAGCUGUGUGGCGACCUCUCCGGCUUCGUGGCGCCGCUCGCGCUCAAGAACAUUAUCGAAUUCGUGAUGCUACACCAGUCGGGCGAGCUGCAGGUGCACCACCUCGAGAGCGCCGGCCAAGAAUCAGCGCUGGAAUGCGGGCCAACUUUAGGAUCACGUAGCACUCAGGAUGGCCAGCGUAAUACCCCUGCAGCGCUUACGUGCGCGCGGUCCCAUGCAUGCCCAACGCUCGCCCGAAACGGGCUCCCAGCCUCACCGUUCACACGCAUCUCUGUCUGUCCCCAGUACCUGUACCCGACCGUGGCCGACUUCCUGUCGAACGGCUACGUCAUGUCGGUGCUGGCGCUGGUGGCGGCGCUGGCGCAGGGCACGUUCUCGCAGUCCUGCACCCACGUCAUGGUCACCGAGGGCGAGCGGCUGCGCGCCGAGGUCCAGGCUCUGGUGUACGAGAAGUCGCUGAAGAUCCCGACUGCCGGCACUGACCACGCGACGACAGACAAGUCGGACACCCUGCAGCGGCCCGGUAAAUUAGUGGCCUCGAUCGUGAGACUAGGCCGUCCACAGGCGCGCUGCCUAUUGAUAGCGAGCGUGGUGCCACAGCCUACCGCGCUGACUAGAAGGACUUACCCCGCAGUUUUCUCCGCUAACGUCAGCGUGUUUGCAGCAUUGCAACACCUGCAGAAAUCAACCUGUUCAACAUCCUUUUACAAACCACUUGAGCUUGAGCACUUAUCGCCAUUGAAAGAAUCGUAUGACAUCGUUGAGUUGUUUCCUGACUGUCCGACAGCAGGGGGCCAAGGUAUCGGCGAGACCGGGCAUAAUGACCACGUCGACUCCGGCAACAUCAUCAGCCUGCUGUCGGAGGACGCGGCCAACCUCUCAGAGCUCAUCUGCCAGUCUCAGUACAUCUGGGCCAUCCCGCUGAAGAUCAUCAUUCUGCUGGUGCUGAUACACGGCCAGCUGGGCAUCAGCGCCGUCAUCGGCUGUUUCGUGUCCAUCUUCCUGCUGACACCGCUGCAGUUCGUUAUCGUGAAGAAUCUGCAGGCCAACAAACACGUGCUGCAGGCGAAGAGCGACGAGAGACUGAGCCGCUCCAUCGAGUUCGUCAACGGCAUCCGCCAGCUGAAGCUCAACGCUCUCGAGUUCGCCUACGAGAAGAAGAUACAGCUCGUCAGGAAAAACGAGCUGAAGCUUCUCAUGAAGGACUCGUUGUUUUGGGCCCUGAACAUGUUCCUGACGCAGGCCUCGCUGACGGUGAUCACCAUGACUACAUUCGGUCUGUACAGCCUGCUGGAGAGGACAGCCACUCUUGAUCGUAAAGCAGCGGAUGUAAACAGUGAGCCAACGCGCCGUGUGUGGCGUCGGCCAGUGACGGCAUCGCGUCUGUGUCUGUGGCCGCAGGUGAGCAUCGGCCGGCUGGGCGACUUCCUCGGCCUGGCGGAGGUGGAGUCGCUGCGUCGGCAGUCCCCCGUCUCAGGGGACGCCGGAGCCAGCCGCGCAACCCUGCAGGGGCCCACCCCAUCGCUGUCGACGACGACGACGGGCAGCCGCUCGCCGGAGACGACAGAGCGGCCGGACUCGCUCGACCUCUCGCCCCCGGAGGGCCCGGCCUGCCUCUGGGGCAGCCAAGACUCCGUAUUCGGCCUGCAGAGCAUCCCGGAGGCCGACGAGGAAGUGGACGCGGCGGCCGUCGCCGGUGCUGUGGCCGCUGCGGUUUCGAACCGACUGGCGGCCGACGGCCAGCCCAGAGCGAGCCGCAUGGCCGCCGGCGACGCGGCCGCGCAGACUGACGACGUCCCGAACGGUGGGCCGCCGCAGGGGAACGGAACAGAGGACGACGCCACAGACGUGCCGCCGCCGACCUCCUUCGCCUCCGCCUCCGCCUCCGACCCCGCCACGGACAGGCAGGAACCGGGACGUAACAGGCCAGUUCGCGUGCUCCAGCCACUGAACCUGCAGGCGGUGCGCUUCGCCGUGGACCCCGUGGAGCCAGAUAUGGAUCCGGAUGGGGAGCCGGCGGCGGCGCGGGAGGCGCCGGUGGUGCGCGUGGAGCAGGCGUGCUUCAGCUGGCGGCCGGACGGUGAGGCCGACACGCUGGCUGACAUCAGCCUGGUGGUGCCGCGCGGCCGGCUCACCAUGAUCGUCGGACCGGUGGGCAGCGGCAAGUCGUCGCUGGUGGCCGCACUUCUCGGCGAGCUGCGCCGGAAGAGCGGCUCGGUCACCUGGGCCAGCUCGGCUCCACUCGCCUACGCCUCGCAGUCACCGUGGCUCUUCAACGACUCGCUGCGCAAUAACGUGCUGUUCGGGCGAGGAAUGAAUCCGCGCCGCUACCGGCGCGUGCUGGCCGCCUGCGCGCUCGAUGAGGACAUCAUACUGCUGGGGCCGGCCGGCGACAGCACAGUGAUCGGCGAGCAGGGCGUCGUGCUGUCCGGUGGGCAGCGGCAGCGCGUGGCCGUGGCGCGCGCGCUGUACUCGAACGUCAACUGCGUCAUUCUGGACGAUCCGCUGUCCGCGCUGGACGUUCAUGUCGGGCUGCACGUCUUCGAGAACGGCAUCAGGAAGCUGUUGGUGCAGCAGGGCAGGACUGUCAUCUUGGUCACACACAAGCUCCAGUAUCUGAAGCACGCAGACCAGGUGGUGGCGCUGGAGCGGGGCCGGGUGCGGCAGCAGGGCACCUUGGCCCAGAUCGCCGAGGCCGACCCGGAGCUGUACCGGCGCUGGCAGCAGCUCAUCCAGCUGAACCAGCAGCAGGAGAACCAGGAGGCGGCCGCCGAGACGCGGACGGCCCGCGAGCGCUGGCGCUUGCUGCAGAAGAUCCAGAAGGCCAGCCGGCUCAUGACGGCGGCGCCGGCCGUCAGCCGCGACAAGUUCUCGUCGUUCCGUCGCGCAGCGCUGGGGCGGCGCUCGUCGCUGCGCCACCACAUGUCGCACGGGCUGCCAGUGCCGCUGGACGUGGGCAGCGACGAUUACGGCGCGGUGCCUCGGCGGCGCGCCACCACCGACGCCGAGCGCCGGUACGAGUCCCUGCGGCUGCAGCGGAUGGUGUCGUCGCCGCCUAACAUGCCGUCGCCGCUGGUGCCGGCGCGGGGCUCCGUCUCGGACUCGGGUCGCCAGCUGCUCAACCUCCUGCUGCGGAGGAGCACAACCAGCUCUCGUACGUCGCCUGUCGACCCCGAGCGUGACGUACCACCCGAGCAGAUGGCGCCACUAGUGCCGGCCGACCCGCCGCCGCCGCCGCGGCCCCAGCUGACACGCGCGCUCUCCAUCGCCUCCAACUACAGCGAGAUGUACCGCGACGAGGAAGAAGAGUCUGACCUGGACUCAAGACGCUUUCUAGACGAAGACAGGGAAAAGGGCAAGAUUUCAAAGCUGGUGUACAUCACGUACAUGAGGGCGUGCGGAUUGGGUUUUGGCAUUUUGUACCUCACCAUGGUUCUGCUUACUCAGGGCGCACACGUGGGCACGGACGUGUGGCUGAGCAGGUGGAGCGAAGCGGCCAGCCAGUGGAACCGCAGCCACAAGGACCAGUGGCAGCAGCUGGCUGGCGGCAACGCCACUCCCGCGAGCGCCGUGGAGCCGGAGGACGUGUCGGACGCGUAUGAGGCGUUCAUGGCGUCCGAGACGCGCUCCUACCUGCUGGUGUACGGCGUGCUGUCGGCCGUCGCCGUGCUGCUCGCGCUGGCUGCCAACCUGAGCGGCCAGUGGGCGGGUGCGCGCGGGCGCCGCAGCCUGCAGCGCCGCCUGCUGGCCGCCGUCACGCGCGCCCGCAAGGAGUUCUUCGACCGCACGCCGGCCGGCCGCAUCAUCGACAGGUUCGCCCAGGACGUCAGCUUCAUCGACAAGAAAUUGGCAACUGAGAUACACAUGCUGCUUUUCUUCGUCCUUCAGUGCUUGACAGCAGUAAUAGUGAACGUCGUCGUGACCUGGUGGUUCAUCUUCAUCGCACUGUUCAUCACCGUCAUCUACUACUUCCUGCAGAGAUUCUACAGAACAUUCGCCAUUGAGCUGCAGCGGCUGGACCACAUCGCGCGCGCGCCCGUGCUCUCUCACCUGGCCGAGACGCAGGCCGGUCUGAGUGUGGUGCGCGCGUACGGCCACCAGAAGCGCUUCUUCGCCACGCUGCUGCAGUGCGUCGACCUUCACCUGCUCACCUCGCUGGUGUACGAGUCGGGCCAGCGCUGGCUCGGCAUCGCGCUGGACUACCUGGGGGCUGUGAUCGUGUUCGUGUCGAGCGUGUCGGCCGUGACAGUGGCCGUCACCAGCCGGGAGCGCGUGCCGUCGGCUCUCAUCGGCCUGGCCAUCAACUACACCCUGCUCAUCCCCACCUAUCUGGUGUGGGUGGUGCGCUCGCUCAGCGUCGUCGAGAUGUACAUGUGCGCCGUGGAGCGCGUGCACAAGUACACCAUGCUCAAGGCGGAAGACUACAGGAAGAAGGCUCUCGUGGCGCCUGAUUGGCCGCGACAGGGCAAGAUCGAGUUCAUCGGCGCCAGCGUCGGCUACUCAGGCGAGGACACGGCCAUCGUCAGGGUGCUCAAGGAUGUCAGCGUCACCGUCCUGCCCGGCCAGAAGGUGGCUCUGGUGGGCCGGUCGGGCAGCGGCAAGUCGACUCUGGCCAUGGCCCUUUUUCAAAUGUCGGAUCUGCUGGAGGGCGUGAUCCGGAUCGACGGCAUGGACCUAAAAAGCGUGCCUCUGCACUCGAUCCGCUCGCAGGUGGCGCUGAUACCUCAGGAGCCGCUCCUGUUCUCCGGCACAGUCAGAUCAAACCUGGACCCGAAGUUUGACAUACAAGACGAAGAAAUCUGGAGGGCUCUUGAGCUCGUACAAAUGAAGGAGUAUAUAAAGAAGCUAGGGAAAGGUUUGGAGUCGGAGGUGCAGGAGGGCGGCGACAACUUCAGCGUGGGACAGCGCCAGCUGCUGUGUCUGGCGCGCGCGCUGCUGCGCGGCGCGCGCGUCGUCGUCAUGGACGAGCCGACCAGCUCGCUGGACGCCGAGACGGAGCGCAAGGUGCAGGCGAUCGUGUGGAAGGCGUUCGAGAAGAGCACGGUCAUCACGAUCGCGCACCAGCUGACCACCGUGCUCGACUACGACCAGCUGCUGGUGCUGCAGGACGGCCGGCUGGCCGAGCAGGGGCCGCCCCGCCAGCUGGCCAACAAGCGAGGCGGUUUGUUUGCCGGUAUGCUGCGCGCCGCGCUCGACCAGGGCGCGUCCCUCACAGACAGGCUGACCUGAGGUCGAGCUGGCGGCGGUCGGCUGAGCUCGACCGGCACGCCUGUGACCUCAUCGGCGACGCCGCGGCGUCGAUGACUUGCGAGAUACUCGGGCCAGUUUCGUGUCGCGUGUGCAGAGAAGUAUCUUUAGAGCAUUCGGAGGGCGGAUCAACCUGAGAGUUCCGCGCUCUGGCCGAUCGUGGAACUCGAAAACGGAGAUACAGCCCCAGCGAUGAGCCUUCAAGCGUACUGCUAGCUUUUAUAUAAUACAAGUGCUAUUUUAUGACAA